AAUACUUUACGUUUCUACUUAGUCGUCGGAUGUCCGAGUGGUUAACGUUUGGAAACGUUCGCGUUUCGAUGAAAUUAGUUUAUUUCAAUUGAAAAAUAUCAAAUAUAUAUACGUAUCUUUUUUAAGAGAAAGAGAAAAUAAGAGAUGUCUAAAACAGAGAAUUCAGAUCUCACAGCCGAAAAAGAUGCACCUCCUAUGGAAAUGAUAAGGACCGAUUGUGCUGACAAUACAGCCAUAAUUAUCGCAGUGAAAAGUACCAAUGUAAUGUGGGAAGAUCCUCUUGCACCUGUGGAAGUUGCAAAAGAAGUAUUAAAUGCGCAGUUUGAAAACAAGUAUUUAAUAGAAGCGAAAAUUGACACAAAUGUACUUGGAGAAAAAGAAAUCGAUAAUCCAGAUAUAUAUAUUAAAGAGACUACUGAUAUAAUCACUCAUGUACCUGCUCAUGUAUCUGUGAAGGAUGUGAAUGUAACACAAGUCAAAGCGCAAAACUAUGCUGAAAGUGAAGAAGUGUUACAGCCGAAAUUUAUCAACGAAGAAAAGGUCGAUACAUCAAAGCAGAAUGCAAGAGAUAACAUUGCGGCAUACAUAUCCAGAUUGGAAGCAGAAGUGCGGAAAAGAACAAAAGAGCGCGACAGUUACCAGAAGAAGUUUGAAGAUGCGAAGACAAAGUUGGCCGCCUUGCAAGCGUAUUAUACUGCGAUAAUGAAUCGUAGCAAUGACAAGGAUACCCUACAACAGCCGGCAUUGAUGUACGAAGAACGUAAUCGCGUGAUAGCGAAUCAGGAAAAUCAAAUCAACGCGCUGAACAAUCAAGUGGCCUCAUUAAAGGAAGUAAUAUCGGUCACGCGGGAUCUAUUGGAAAUCCGCAACAUAGAGGUGAAACAGUUGCAAGCUGAAGUCGAUAACAUGGAGAAGAAAAUCUCUGAGGAACGUGAUCGGCAUAACACAAUGAUUAGUAAAAUGGACGCAGCGAUGCAACUCAACGCUGAUCUCAAGAAAGAGUAUGAAACCCAAUUAUUUCUGUUUCAAAGCCUUCGUGAAAAAUACAACAAAAAAAUUAUUCUUUUGUCCAGAGAGAAACAAAUCCUCGAAACAGUCGCGUCUGCACCUAAAUAAAGAUAAUUUUCAUGUUCUCAACAUCACCUAUACAGCA
Messenger RNA from Acromyrmex echinatior (Panamanian leafcutter ant), 1153 nucleotides. RefSeq lists its product as uncharacterized. The record is from RefSeq and is a predicted model, not a curated record. Lineage: Eukaryota; Metazoa; Arthropoda; Insecta; Hymenoptera; Formicidae.